GGACCUGGGUCCCGAGGGCCCAGGGAUCCCCGAAAGGCUUUUCGGGUGAUCUGGAGAGAGGUCUGCGCUAAUCCCGCACCUUUUAGGAGCACUGAGAAGGUGAGCCGUCCUCCGGGUCCACUGACACGUGGGAAAGAAGACGCAGGACUGGAGCAUCCACCCCCGCUGGUGUCCUGGGACGAGAACGUUUUGAAAACAACCAGCAGAGCAGUGCUAAGUGUUGUCAGCAAGAGGACGUGGGCUGCUUCGGAUUGGGGUGACCGUGCCGACAGAAACUCCCGGGGACCUUCCGUGACAAUGGCGAACUUCUGGGGCAGCAGUGGCCCCUGUGGCCGACAGAUGUGUGCGGCUGGGAAAGCCAGUGGUGACUUCUGUGGUCUUCUCCAGUGCACCUGUCCCGCAGUGGGCUCCCGCAGCGUGAGCACGCAGAUCCCCUCCUGCCCCCCGGGACGGCAGCGCUCUGCAGAGGACGUGGCCCCGGUGCAGCUUCCAGGGACCGAGGUCACAGCGGCCACCGUUACGAUGGGGGCCCCCAUCUGGGUGGCUGCGUCCGUUCAGACCCACACUCCAACCGCAGCUUUUCCCACCUUACCAGGAAGCUCCCUCGGCCACAAUGGCUCAGCAUCCUGGCCUUGUCCCAAGCAGCUCUGUCUCCUCGCUCAGUGUCACCCUGGAGCCAUCUCCGUGCAAGUUCCUGCUGACACAGUGGAUCCCGCCGUCCAUGGCUUCCCAGACGCGGAUGCUCAGCUCUGUGUCUGGUGA
This is a messenger RNA of Zalophus californianus (California sea lion), 762 nucleotides long. Its product is annotated as polycystic kidney disease protein 1-like 1. The coding region runs from base 298 to 762 and encodes 154 amino acids. The transcript is spliced from 7 exons. NCBI's taxonomy places the organism in Eukaryota, Metazoa, Chordata, Mammalia, Carnivora, Otariidae. The record is from RefSeq and is a predicted model, not a curated record.